AUGACAUCCCCCAUCCAGCAAGAAUGCACCUCUACCGAAUUCCGCGAAAUAGGCCACGGUAAUUGCGGAUCUGUAUGGGCAGCAGAGGGAAGCACGAUAGCGAUGAAAAGAGAGGAUGGAUGUAAAUGGCGGUCUCUUCUCAAUGACUACAACAUGCAUAGACUCGUGCUCGAGACAGCUUUACAGGAAAGGCUCGGCGUGUGUGCCCCACGAUGGCCGAAGUUUAUCAAGAACGACGACCAAAACUGGUGGGACAUGAAUCUCGCGAGAUUUCGCACCGGCUACACUGCCUGCAACGUGCUCUGCUCGGAACGCAUACCACCACUGCCGCAGGACGUGAGGGAUCGCCUCAUUGACAGAUACUGUCCACCCGCAUCAAUUGCGACCAUAAAGGCCGAGGACUCCAACAGAGACUGCUUGGUACGACCCUACCUAGGCCGUCGAAAAUUCCAGAUCGAGGCCCGGACAGCACCAAUACUUCAGCGUUUCUCCAUGCGCAACUACCCCUUACACCUCAAUAAGGCAGAGGACCUCCAGCUCCCGAUUCUGGAGUACGCACAUGCCAUGGCUGAGACACUCGCCAUGAUGCACUGGGUUGCGAAUAUCGACGCCAAUGAUAUCGAGUUUGUGCUCGGUGCCGUUCCAACGCAAAAAGAAAUCGCCCACAACGUGUACUCACACGAAAUCUUCGGAAUUCAUGCUCUAUGGGUCCUGGACUUUGACUGCUGCAAGCCGCUGACCAUGGACGACGCCGGCAUCGAGCAAGCUGCUGAAGCGUUCAUGAGGAACGACCCUUACUUCCCACGCCCCACAAUCAACGAACAAUCCCCGGACAAUACCCUGUGGAUUGAGUUCCGAGACCGAUACCUCGAAUGCAGUCACGAGCCUGUCACUGGUUUCGGCGGAAACUUCCUCAGCUUACCCGAGAAAUUCAUUGAACGCGUUGUGGAAAAAAUACAUGAACGUCAUCAAAGAGCACAUAGAGAAAGCUUGUUGGCCGUGGAAGUAUAG
Messenger RNA from Exophiala viscosa, 1011 nucleotides. Its product is annotated as zinc finger protein-domain-containing protein. Bases 1 to 1011 code for a protein of 336 amino acids. The transcript has a single exon. The record is from RefSeq and is a predicted model, not a curated record. NCBI's taxonomy places the organism in Eukaryota, Fungi, Ascomycota, Eurotiomycetes, Chaetothyriales, Herpotrichiellaceae.